Molecule: messenger RNA, 848 nt
Organism: Ruditapes philippinarum (Manila clam)
Lineage: Eukaryota; Metazoa; Mollusca; Bivalvia; Venerida; Veneridae
Product: vesicle transport through interaction with t-SNAREs homolog 1B-like
Exons: 7
Coding region: 87-740 (217 amino acids)
Biological process (GO): intracellular protein transport; macroautophagy; Golgi to vacuole transport
Cellular component (GO): SNARE complex; late endosome membrane; Golgi apparatus
Molecular function (GO): SNARE binding; SNAP receptor activity
Source: RefSeq, a predicted model, not a curated record
AGAAUACUCUUCACAAAAGAGAACCAGGAAAUAAAAAAGUGAUCUCCCCUAUUUGUUUAUAGUUAUCAUAUGAUUUGACAUGAAAAAUGUCAUCAGAGAAGUUUGAAAAUUUAGAAGAUGAUUUGUCUUCAGCUAUAGAUAAACUUCGCCCACAUGUUGAUAGUAUUUCCAGUUAUACAGGAGAGCAAAAGAAAAAUGCCGUACGCCAAGCAGAGAAGAAACUUGAAGAGGCUAAUUUCAUUAUCCAGGAAUUGGAAAAUGAAGCAAAAGCUGCUCCAAUCCAGUACAGAACACAGAUGUUGAGUCGCCUUAGAACAUACAGACGUAAUCUUGACCAACUUUCAAAAGAUGUGAAGCGAAAGAAUGAAUCAGGACUUUAUCAAGCUGACAAUUUUGGCUUUGACAGGGAUGAUAGGCUAGAGGCAUCACAGAGGAAUAGGUUGUUACAGGGUCACCAAGCACUGAACAGAACCAGUGAGAGUAUAGCACGAUCUCAUCAAAUUGCAGCAGAGACGGAGGAUAUAGGUACAGAAACACUCGUAGAGCUAGGUAGACAGAGAGAGGUUCUGACACGUACGAAAGAUAGGUUGCAUGACACUGAUGCAAAUUUAGGCAAGAGCAGAAAAAUAUUGAAAACAAUGGCAAUGAGGAUGAUGACCAACAAGAUGAUAUUAAUUGUGAUAAUUAUAUUAGAACUUGGAAUAUUAGGUGGUGUUGUUUACUGGAAAUUCUUCUCUUAAUGCUAAAUGUGAUAUGGAACAUAAACUGUAUGUUAGAUUGACAGGGUUUGAUGCAGAUAAUUACAACACAGGAAAUUGCUAUUAUUAACUAUAUGGUUUUAUUUUUCA